GCCCAGGGACUCGAGGAGCGGCCCCGUGGGCCCCACGAGCCGACCUCGGCCCGGCUGCUCCGCGCCUCGAUCUGCAGCGGCGGCGCACGUGCACGUGGAAGGUCUGCCGAGGCCCGGGCCGGCUCCGGGCCCGAUCUCCGAGGAUCACAGUCCGUGGGGCAUAAAUGGAAAGUCCCGAGCCAGGGUCCAGACAAAUCACUUCCCGGGAGUGUGCGAGAGGGGUGGAAAUGGGGGAGCAGGGAGGGGAAGGCCGCCUCACCGAGGGACCAUUGGUCUGCCCCUCCCCCUCGUGUCCGCCGGGUCACACGGCCUCCCCCGCAACCACUUGGACGAGGUGGAGCCUCCAAGGAGGGGGUUCGCUCAGCAGGGCUUUCUCCUUAGCCAGAAGGGUGACGAUGUCAGGCCAGCCCCUGAGCAAAGACGCCAGGGCCAUGGAGGGGGACGGGGACGGGGACUCUGCCCCGGAGAUGAACGGGCUGGAGGAGGAGGGCAGCGAGGACGAGCAGAGUGCCAGCCAGACCGAGUCCGACGGGGAGAGCUCCGACAUGGACGACGAGGACUGUGAGCGGCGCCGGGUCGAGUGUCUGGACGAGAUGUCGGACCUGGAGAAGCAGUUCUCCGAGCUGAAGGAGAAGUUGUUCAAGGAGCGGCUGAGCCAGGUGUGUUUCCGGCUGGAGGAGGUCGGGGCCGAGCGCGCCCCCGAGUACACGGAGCCGCUGGGGGGGCUGCAGCGGAGCCUCAAGGUUCGGAUUCAGGUGGCAGGCAUCUACAAGGGCUUCUGUCUGGACGUGAUCAGGAACAAGUAUGAGUGCGAGCUUCAGGGAGCCCGGCAGCACCUGGAGAGCGAGCGGCUGCUGCUGUACGACGCCCUCCAGGGGGAGCUCCAGGAGCGGAUUCAGCGGCUGGAGGAGGACCGGCGGAGCAUCGACAUAAACUCUGAAUGGUGGGAUGACAAGCUGCACCCACGAGGGAGCUCGAGGUCCUGGGAGUCCCUGCAGUCCGGCAAGAGGAAGAAAGCUCCCCUGGUCUCUGGACCUUACAUUGUGUACAUGCUGGAGGACAUGGAUAUUCUGGAGGACUGGACGGCCAUUAAGAAGGCCAAGGUGGCGGUGUCCCCACAGAAGAGGAAACCUGAGGGUGAGAGCAGAAGUGGCUCUGGGCAGGGCUGCCCAUCCCACUGAGAGAAGGCCCACGGGGCGGGCGUGCGGGUGCAGCGUUGGCAAGGAGGGGCGCGGUUUUGGGGCCUUGGUCCGGCCUAGACACGCCUGGGCGGACUUGCCUCCCUCUCCUGCCCAAGGCCCACCUGGCGGGCGCCCGGCCCACAGCCGAUCUCAAGUCUUUAACCCCCGACGGGCAGCCGGGCUGUGGCCAAGGCCCGACUGGACCCCUGGGGCUCCUGGGCCCUCCAGCCACCAGAUGACCCCGUGGGCCGCCCCUUCCUCCACCAUCUAGCCUCCAGAGGUGGGGCGGACGCCCCUGGACGUGGGGGCUGUGGAGGGUCCAGUCGCUUUGACCCAGAGCCAGACUCUCAGAAUGGCCCAGGGCCGGCCAGCUUUUGCCCCCAGCCCCAGGGCCGCUCAGGCCGCCCGGCCAGGGGCUCGGGGCCAGUUCCUUGGAGUGACGCGUUUUGGGGUGAGAACGAAGGAACCCAAGUUUUUCCCAGGGUUCCGAGGUUUAGAAUCAUGGUGACAAUUAAAGUUUAAUAAUUAAAACAA
Messenger RNA from Antechinus flavipes (yellow-footed antechinus), 1715 nucleotides. RefSeq names its product BRMS1 transcriptional repressor and anoikis regulator (gene BRMS1). Bases 165 to 1181 code for a protein of 338 amino acids. The record is from RefSeq and is a predicted model, not a curated record. The transcript is spliced from 9 exons. NCBI's taxonomy places the organism in Eukaryota, Metazoa, Chordata, Mammalia, Dasyuromorphia, Dasyuridae. Gene Ontology annotation, molecular function: histone deacetylase binding. Gene Ontology annotation, cellular component: Sin3-type complex. Gene Ontology annotation, biological process: negative regulation of transcription by RNA polymerase II.